This is a messenger RNA of Leishmania mexicana MHOM/GT/2001/U1103, 2373 nucleotides long. RefSeq lists its product as hypothetical. The transcript has a single exon. The record is from RefSeq and is a predicted model, not a curated record. The coding region runs from base 1 to 2373 and encodes 790 amino acids. Lineage: Eukaryota; Euglenozoa; Kinetoplastea; Trypanosomatida; Trypanosomatidae.
AUGAAGCUGUUUCUGACCGUCGUGGGGCGCCGCAACUCCACAAGAAGCAGUGAUGCCGCUCCUACAGAUGAUGUCGUCCUCUUCGACCCCGGUGUGUGGAGCCGCACGGCAGCGUCGGAGAUGGCGCGCUGGAACGUUUCGGCAUCCUACGUUGCGCGGCAGGUAUACCGGCAUGCGGCGCUGAUGCAACUGGCGAAAGUAGCGUCGGAGGGCGCAGUGUGCUUUCGAUACGGCCCCCGCCCGCCACCGCAUCUCGAUAGCUUUCUUUUUCACAAGCGCAGUCGCGUCACCGGACACGGAAGGGGCGGUACACCACCACCACCAGCGGCGGCGGCGGCGGCCGUGUGCACCCCGUCGCCUCUCAUCUCAUCCUCGGGCUCGUUCUCCUCCGUGAGCAUGGCGACCACUUCACCUCGGACAGGCCAGACACGAAGCACUGCCGCCGGUGCGAGCGGUUCGGCCACUGAGUAUGACAGCCUCCUCGCUCUCUGGCUGAGGGAGCUGCUCUCCGGCACCGGUGGCUCCGUCACCGUGACAGCGCUGCUUCUGUUUGUGGGAGGCACCGCGAUCGAUAUGGCAACCGGCAGCGAGGUGCACACGCCCCUCAGCGUAGGCAGUGGCACCGCAAGACAGCUGCGCACGCACGAGGACGCCAUGGUGUUUCUGCACGCGUGCGAGUCCACAAUACACCAUAGCUCUGCCGAGUUUCCGCGGUGCCCGUACCACGUCUGCGUCGCCGUACAUGCCGGCGCUCACGGUGGCUCGCAUGGAAGGAGCGCCGUUACAUUCCUCGACGUCGCCGCCGCUGCGCCGGAGAGCGCUGGCGCCUACGACGAGGUGCGGUUGCGGGAGCAGGUGGCCCUCUUUGGCCGGCAGCUGGGCGCCGAAGCGACCACGGCUAUGCCUCACGCUCGUCCGCGGACGCGCAAGGCGUCGGACGAGCACUGGCUCAGUCUCCUGCAGUCCUGCCAACUCUCUCGCGCAAGCCUGGUGGGGCUCGUCUACAUCGCGUGUGAAGCAAGCCACGAUCCGUUUGGGCACUCCCGCGUCGAGAACGACUGCGACCCCUUCACUCUUGCCACUGCCCUACGCCAACGCGCGCUCUUGGAAGCGGUGAACAACGGUGUGUUGCACCCCCACCUGCGAAAGCCGUCCCACGCGCAGAAGCGCGCAACUGCGCAACCUGUGAAGCCGCCCACGAGUGAUGCCACCACAACGUCACGCGCGCCGGACUCUCCGCCCAAGGGUCGGUCCAGCAGAGGGCGGCAGCGGCAGCAGCAGCACAGUCCGAGACUCCCUUACCUGACGCGCGGCUCGGUACCGCCGCGUCGCGCACAGGAGCACUCCAUAGCCUGUUGUGGUUUUCCUCGCUGCGGCCGCUCCGCCGAUCCGCUGGGGCGCAUUGGGAGGGAGGAGCACCACGCGCGAGUGGCGCUGUCAAGCGCGGAGCAGCGAGCCAGGAGGCUGGCGGAGUUGGGCUGGAUUCUGCGCUCCCACCCACCAGGCAAGUCCAUCGACGCCAUGCUGCAGCGCCUCACGCACAACGUCGAUCGCGUGAGCCGACCUAAGCAGCAGCAACCACACCCAGUUCCGCCUCGCUCCUUACCGCCACCGCUGACCAAGGCCCAACUUGCCACUGCCAUGAGCCUGCCUUCUACCACUGCCACGCGACGGUCGUCCUUCACCUCACCGACGCGCACGCCCGAGUCCGCCUCGCCCGACGGCCCGGUGCAGAGGAGAGUGACCGUUUCGAUUCUGUCCACAUCCCCAUCUUGCGUAGCCUUGGAAAGUCCCUUUACUCGGCACAUCACGACACCGCCGAUCCUCAGCGAAGUCGGCUCUCCACCGCAGAAUGAAGGCGAUCCACGAGCGCACUCCGUCUCAUCACCCGCGGCCGUACGCGGCCCCACCGCGGCAGAGGUCGAGCGGCGUUGCCUACGAUCCGGCGCGUCCUUCUCCCUCGCCAGGGACUCCCCAAAAGCCCACACGUGCACCUCCGCUCGCCGAUUCUCUGCAAUCGAAACGGCCCUACUCGCGCGCGCGCGAUCCAGCCAGCGCAGCCUUCCCUCCCACUCUCCGCGCAGGGGCGACGUAGAGCGACUCUACCCCCUCGUGCACGCGUUUCACGUCGAGAUGUGCGAACAGGACGCCCUGAUGGCGGAGGAGCUGAUGGUGCGCAGUCGCAUCGAGCAUAAGGAGAGGAACUGCCGCAAGACGCUGAGUGUUGCUCGCACCGACUCGGCGCGACGACCAUCCGUGUUGUGGCUGUCUGAGACAGGAACGCAGCAGCAGCAGCCAGACCCACAGGCACCCCUCAGCAACCGGUGGCGCUCAGCGCACCCACGUCCUUUGCGCAUCUUCUUCGAGCAGUAG